Molecule: messenger RNA, 3769 nt
Organism: Carassius auratus (goldfish)
Lineage: Eukaryota; Metazoa; Chordata; Actinopteri; Cypriniformes; Cyprinidae
Product: UDP-N-acetylglucosamine/UDP-glucose/GDP-mannose transporter-like
Exons: 12
Coding region: 18-1034 (338 amino acids)
Source: RefSeq, a predicted model, not a curated record
CAUGGCGGAAGUUCAGAAUGAAGCAAUGUGAAUGUGAGCCAAGGCAUGAAGAGGCUGGGAUGGCGGACCAGACGUUGACGGUACUUUUCAAACUUUUAGCUGCGGGAUUUUAUGGAAUCAGCUCUUUCCUGAUAGUUAUAGUGAACAAGAGCAUCUUGACAAAUUACAGGUUCCCCUCUUCGAUAUGUGUUGGAAUUGGUCAGAUGCUGGCAACAGUUGUUGUGUUACGGGUGGGAAAGGCCCUCCGGGUGAUCACCUUCCCUGAGUUUGAUGGGAGCAUACCUAGAAGGACAUUUCCACUACCUUUUCUGUAUGUUGGGAAUCAAAUAACAGGACUCUUUGGGACAAAAAGACUUAACCUGCCAAUGUUUACAGUGUUGAGGAGGUUUUCGAUUCUCUUUACGAUGCUGGCGGAGGGGUUCUUGUUAAAGAAGAAAUUCUCCUGGCCGGUUCAGCUGACAGUGUUUACUAUGAUUCUAGGGGCCUUUGUAGCUGCAAGUGCUGACUUGGCUUUUGACCUGCAAGGGUACAUGUUCAUUUUAAUGAACGAUGUCUUUACUGCUGCCAACGGAGCUUUUGUGAAACAGAAACUUGACUCUAAGGAGCUGGGAAAGUAUGGCCUGCUCUAUUACAAUUCUUUAUUUAUGAUUCUUCCAACACUGCUAUUAGCACAUGUCACAGGGGAUAUGGAUAAGGCUUUUGAAUAUGAAGGCUGGUCAGAUGUGCUUUUUAUAGGUCAAUUCAUUAUCUCUUGUAUAAUGGGGUUCAUUUUAAUGUACUCCACCGUACUUUGCACUCAGUACAACUCUGCGCUAACUACUACCAUUGUUGGCUGUCUAAAAAAUAUAUUAGUGACGUAUAUUGGAAUGGUGUUUGGAGGAGAUUACAUUUUCUCAUGGACUAACUUCAUUGGUCUGAACAUCAGUAUUGCUGGCAGUCUGGUGUAUUCCUACAUUACCUUUACAGAGGAGCAGACCACCAAACAGAGUGAGAAUACCAACAAACUCGAGGUCAAGGGGAAAGUGUCUGUAUGACCAGUUUGUUUGACGUUUAUAAUGCACAAGGCUGUAUAUAUGAGUUUUUGUAAGAAGUCACUCUUGAGAUUGCUUUUUUUAAAUUAUUAUUUUAUGAAGAAGAUAUAGACUGAAAAAGGUACACAGGUGCUGGCAGGACAUCAUAUCAAAUGAAAGUUUCGGUCAAGUUUCAAAUAUACCAGAAUGUGUUAUUCCAGAGUAAAAUUUGCCUGUUAAUUUUCACUUCUGUUAAGAAGUGGUGUCUGUGUUAUACUGAUGGUUUGUGUCCUGCAAUGUUGGACGCUUGCCACAAAUUGGGAAUGAGGACUGUCAUAAGUGUUGAAACGCCUGUUGUAUUCUCUAUUUAAGAGUUAUUUUAAAGAGUUUUAGUCAGAAAGGCUGUUUAUUUUCAUGAGAGUCGUUUUUUUAUUGCUAGGAUUGUGAAUUGUAUUUUAUUGUUGGUAAAGGGUUUAUUCUAGCUAUAAAAAGGGAGUUUACAUACAUUUGAUUAAAUAAUCUUGUGACAGUUCUCAUAACCUGUUACACAACUUGAGUUUUACAGGAAUGUUCCUUCAAAACCUGAAUGAUAAAUGGAAAGUGAGUGUUUGAAUGUGUAAAACAAGGUACAUGUGUGCAACUUAAGUAGAUGUUUGAUUUUGAGUCUUUUGAUAACAAGCUUUAAAGAACAGUAUUUUGUGUUAAGUGUUCUCAGUGUUACACAGUGUUCAACUGGACAUAUUCUUAUAAUGGCUUUUGUAUUUUUUUGUAUUUGGGAAUGGGAUGCAGUAUAACUGUUUUGUAUUAAUGAAAUCAUUAUUAUAAAUGCAAAUGCUCUAGUAAUUGCACUUAAACAGUUUACAUGUUUUCUCAUUUGUCAGUGACUUAAAAUGGAUACUAGUUUUUGCAAGAACAUUGUAAUACAAUAUGCACAAACAUUUCAGUAUGUUGGUCUGUCUUGUCUAAGGUUGGUUGCUACAUUUGGGCAAAUAAGAAAAUGAGGAUGUCUCCUACAGUCGUGGCCAAAAGUUUUGGCAAUGAUAUAUAUUUUGUGGUUUGCAAAGUUUGCUUCUUCAGUGUUUGUAGAUUAUUUUGCCACAUGUUUCCGUGAUAUACUAAAAGCAUAUACGUUUUAAAGGUUUUUAUUGGGAAAAUAAUGGGAGUCAGUAUUUACAAUGUUUGACCCUUGUUCUUCAAAACCUCUACAGUUCGUUCUGGCAUGCUGGAUAUUAGCUACUGGGCCAAAUCCUGACUGAUAGCAAUCCAUUCUUGCCAUAGUAGUUCUUGGAGUACAGUAUAUCACAAUUUAUGGGCUUCUGCUUGUUUUGAGGAAUGACCACAGGUUCUCUAUGGGAUUGAGAUCCAGGGAGUUGCCUGGCCACAGAUCCCAAAUGUCAAUGUAAUGUUCUUCAAGCCACUUCUUUAUCACUCUUACUUUGUGACGUAGUGCUCCAUUGUAAUUACUCAUGGAUCGUUGGAAGAAGUCGCUCUUGCAGGAUGUUCUGAUACCACUCUUUAUUCAUGGUAUUAUUUUUGGGCAGAAUUAUGAUAGAGCCCAAUCCCUUGGUUGAAAAGCAACCCCACACAUUGAUGGUCUCGGGAUGCUUCAUCAAUUUUUAAGAUUUCCUAAAACUUUGGAAGGGAGCUUCAUCAAAGAAAAUAACUUUGUAACAGUCUUCUGCUGUUCUCUCCUUGUUCUUCAAGUAGAGUCUCAGUCUGUCCUUGGCGUUUUUCUUGGAGAGAAGUGGUUUCUUUGCUGUCCUUCUCGACAUCAGGCUGUGGUUCUUUGUAGCAAUUUCGUUGCUUGUGAGGACAUUUUGAUGCAAAGCAACGAGGGCUGCACAUGUUUUUGGAGGUAACCAUUGCUAAUAAGGACACAAUGAUUGGAAGCGCUUCUUCCCUCUAUCAGUCUGCUCUUACAGUCUAAUUAGUCUGAUAGAGAAUUUACCAAACUAGUACUCAUCCACACUUUCCACAUGUGCUGCUGAAAUUAUUAGUCAAUUAAUGUUAGCUGGUCUUUUUGUGUCGGAUCAAAAAAAAAAAAAAAAAAAAGUUAAAUAAGUUUGAAAAAAUUUUAGCCAAUGAAGCUUUUAGAAAUUAUUUAAAAGGCAUCUGAUUACUCUAUGAUAGACAAUGUAAUUGAACACAACACCAGCUUAAGCAGCAAAUUUUGCAAAAUACAAAGUGUAUGUCACUGCCAAAACUUUUGGCCAUGGCUACAUUUAUGUCUGAUGUAUGCUAGUCUGAAAAUAUCACAAUUCUCAGUUAUUUAUUGUGCUAUAUUUGUACAUCUGGAAAAGCUGAUGCAUUCUGCGGUUACUGAAUGAAUGUCUGUUUUCAGUCAGGUAUGCUACUUUUUGAAACACUUUGUGUUUAGAUUUUAAUUUUAUGGAUGGUGUGCAUUUUUGUGCUUUAUUUUAUUAUUAUUUUUGCACCGAUUGAUAUUGUUGCUGCAGAAGUAUUUUGGGUUCAACUUGUAAUUUUUAUUUGAUCUUUUCAUGUUUUUAUUCACUUUAGUUGAAGAAACAUAGCUUGAUCAAUUUCAUAUCUGCAAAUUCUCUGUGAUCAGUGAGAAAUGGGAUGUGUACAACAUUUAAAAUACCUCAGCUCAAAGAAUGAAUAUAUAUAUAUAUAUAUAUAUAUAUAUACGUGUGUGUGUGUGUGUGUAUGUUAUUUUCUGUUGUUAACCAAAGUACAAUCCUUUUUCUUUUUUCAUGUUGUCUAUUGCUACUGUGGGAAUAAAUUGUGUACUUUCUCUA